AUGUCCUUCACGUCGAUUCCUAUCUUGGACUUAGCUGCGGCCCAGGAUCCAGCUAUAAAGCCUCAGUUUCUAACGGAACUUCGCCAUGCGCUGAUGGAAGUCGGCUUCUUGUAUCUCAAGAACGUCGGUAUCGAGGAUGAGUUGUUUCAAAAGGUUAUUCAACUUGGAAAAGGGUUCUUUGAUAUUCCCGAACAAGAGAAACUCAAGAUUGAGAUGAAGAAUGCGCCUUCGUUUCUUGGCUACUCACGUCUCUCGGCAGAAAUUACAGCUGGAGAGGUCGACCACCGAGAGCAAAUCGAUCUCUCUACAGAGCAUCCAGUCCCUGAGCCCGGAGCUCAUUUAUACCGUAACCUACUAGCGCCCAACCAGUGGCCGUCCGAAGACUCAUUGCCCGAGUUUCGCAAGGUCUACACAGAGUACAUGGAGCGCAUGGGCAAGAUCUCAAUCCAGUUUACUUCUCUCAUCGCCGAGGCCAUCGAGCUCCCCAGCGACGCCUUCAACAAGUACUUUGACAAGGAUCAGCAGCACAAGCUCAAGAUCGUCAAGUAUCCCGACGCCAAGGAGCUCGGUAUCCAAGGCGAUGCGCAGGGCCAGGGUGUAGGUCCUCACAAGGAUAGCAUGCUCUCUAGCUACCUCCUCCAAGCCACUUCGCACAAAGGUCUUCAGGUGCAAAACGUCCGUGGCGAGUGGAUAGACUGCGAGCCCAUCCCAGGAACGCUCGUCGUGGCUAUCGGCCAGGGUCUCGAGGCACUUACACAGGGCGUCUGCGUCUCAACGACGCAUCGCGUGCUCUCCCCUGCGGCAGGAUCAGGCGCACGCUUCUCGAUCCCCUUCUUCCAGGGUGUGCGUAUGAGCGCUGAAUUCGAGGAUCUCGAGAAAGUCGGCGUUGGUCUUGUACCCGAGGAAGUGAGGGAGCAGCGACGUCAGAUUGUAGAACGCAACGGUGGACGCAUUGAUGAUGUCGAGUUUACGUUCCGUGCCGGUGGUGUGUCAAAGAACCUUGGCGAAGCGACGCUGAGGAAUCGUGUUAAGAGCCAUCCCGAUGUUGGAGAGCGCUGGUAUCCUGAUAUUCUGGCGAGUAUCCGUGAGGAGCAGGCCAAGGCGAAGCAGCAAAAGGAAUCUACGGUGCCAGCCGUGGAAGCGCCCCCAAAGGCUGUGGAGGCUCAUUAA
Fusarium pseudograminearum CS3096 is the source of this 1170-nucleotide messenger RNA. RefSeq lists its product as uncharacterized. The transcript has 2 exons. NCBI's taxonomy places the organism in Eukaryota, Fungi, Ascomycota, Sordariomycetes, Hypocreales, Nectriaceae. Bases 1 to 1170 code for a protein of 389 amino acids. The record is from RefSeq and is a predicted model, not a curated record. Gene Ontology annotation, molecular function: dioxygenase activity.